AUGUCAAGUUUUGCUAAUUUAUUUGGAAAGUCUACAAAAGUGGAUGAAAAUAUAGAGCAGUUAUUCAAAAACACAAGAGAUGGGCCGGUUUCGAAGGAUGAACUUGUGAAGAAACAAAGAACUGUGAUAAAAAUUCCAAAGGUCACUGCUCCUAAACAGCAAACCAAUGAAAAUGAGUCUACUUUGAACCAAUCUGCUAAUGAAUCAGACGAAGAAGAAGAAGAAUAUAAUGAUGAAAGUAACGAGGGUGAUGACAGCGACGAUGCCGAACAAACUGAACCUACAUCUAAAAAUGAUGAUGAAAAUGAAAACUUGGAAGCACAAUAUUUUGACAAAUUGUUAAGUGAACAAAAUGAAGAGCAAGAUGAAUCAAAGGAAUCCUCUGAGGCAAAAUCUUCAAAGGUUGCAGAAGAACGCACCAAGGCAAAAGUUGCCACUACUGUUGAUUUAAAAGAAAAGGAAUUGGAAAAAGCUGAUAGAACUGUAUUUGUUGGAAAUGUUCCAGCAGACGUUAUCACAUCGAAAAUUAUUGCCAAAAACUUCAAAAAUUUGUUUAAACAUUAUGGGAAAAUUGAUUCUAUCAGAUAUAGAUCCAUUUCGUUUGAUGAACAUUUGCCUAGAAAAGUUGCAUUUGCAAAAAAGAAUUUACAUAAAUCAAGAGAUUCGGUAAAUGCCUAUAUUGUAUACAAAGAGAAACCUGCAUCAAUUGCUGCUAAAGAAUUAAAUGCCACUGUGUUUGAAGACCAUCAUCUCCGAGUUGAUCAUGUUUCACAUCCAGCACCUAAAGACAACAAAAGAACUAUUUUUGUUGGUAACUUGGAUUUUGAAGAAAAAGAAGAAACUUUGUGGAAAUAUUUCAAUAGUAAACUUGAUCAGGAUGUUGAGUCUGUAAGAAUUAUUCGUGAUUCAAAGACUAAUUUGGGUAAAGGUUUUGCAUUGGUACAAUUCAAAGACACUUUAUCUGUCAACAAAGCAUUAUUAUUAAACGACAAGCCAUUGGAAACUGGAACCCAGAAAAAAGGUCGUAAAUUGAGAAUUUCAAGAGCCAAAUCUAAUGCUAAACCUUCCUUAAUGUCACCUAAUCAUUUUGAUAAUCAAAAGAAGAAGUUUGCAGCUGGUAAAUCUCAACAGAAAUUAAAUGACAAUCAAAAAACAAAAAUUGGAAGAGCUCAAUCAACAUUAGGUAAAGCCGAUAGAUCUACUGUGGGAAAAGCUAAAAGAAUUAUCUUGGAAGGUCAAAGAGCCACUAAAGGAGAGGCCAUAAAGGGAAUAAAAGGAUCAAAGAAAGGUAAAAAAGUAAAGAAACCAAGAAUUAGAGAAAGAUCAACAAAGUUUAAGGAAGAAAGAAAAACAAUGAAUAAAGUAUAG
Molecule: messenger RNA, 1368 nt
Organism: Candida albicans SC5314
Lineage: Eukaryota; Fungi; Ascomycota; Pichiomycetes; Serinales; Debaryomycetaceae
Exons: 1
Coding region: 1-1368 (455 amino acids)
Molecular function (GO): RNA binding
Source: RefSeq, a predicted model, not a curated record